This is a messenger RNA of Lotus japonicus, 4291 nucleotides long. RefSeq lists its product as uncharacterized. The record is from RefSeq and is a predicted model, not a curated record. Gene Ontology annotation, molecular function: histone binding. Gene Ontology annotation, biological process: mitotic chromosome condensation; meiotic chromosome condensation. Gene Ontology annotation, cellular component: condensed chromosome, centromeric region. The coding region runs from base 125 to 4093 and encodes 1322 amino acids. The transcript is spliced from 9 exons. NCBI's taxonomy places the organism in Eukaryota, Viridiplantae, Streptophyta, Magnoliopsida, Fabales, Fabaceae.
GUAGGAACUAACUAGAAGCAGAGAAGCUCGCUCCCUACAUCGCCAAUAUAUAAAGAGCGGGAAUGUGAAAAUUUCGAAAGAGUCCCCACAGAGAGAGACAGCGACGGUGACGACGGCGGCGGAGAUGGAGGAAACCAUAUCCCGCAUAGCGGCGGAGUUCGAGGACCUCCGCGACAACCACCACACAACAGACCCACCACCUCUCUCUCAACAAUGCCUCUCCGAUCUCCAACGCCUCCUCAACUCCUCCCAAACCUACGCCCUCGAGCAUCUCCUAGAAGCCGUUUCCCUCUCCUCCCUCAUCCCCUUCAUCGCCUCCGCCAUGGAAUCCACCCCCACACACCACUCCCUCCUCGCCUCCGACGUCUUCCUCUCCUCACUUCUCUCCCUCGACGCUCCCGUCUUAACCCUCUUCACCCCUCUCGCCUCCCUCUCCUUCCUCCGCUCCCUCCGCCGCUGCUUCAAAACCACCCCCUCCUCAAGCCACCACCACCAUCGCAAGAGAAAGCGUCCUCCCAAGAAAACCCCCAAAAUCGCCGCCGGCGGCGGCGACGAUGACGACGCCGCCGAACACCUCGAUGUUAGGGUUCUGCUCCCACUGCUGGAGAAGCUCGUGCGCGUCAUGGGUUUGAUCCACCUCGACCUCUUGCCGGAGACCCUCAAGUCACUGGUUCAGACCAUCGCCGAGGUCCCUGUGUUGGCGCUUGAAUCGUUCGGAAACACUGUGCAAUACGACAGGCUGGUUGGUCUCUGCUCGCGGGUGUUGAAGGAGGUUCUGAAACCACAGCACGGUGAGCCUUCUGAUACUGCAGCUGAGGUUUUGAAGUCGCUGUGCCCUCUCGUUCUCAUGCCCAAGUCGCAAGCUAGGACGUUUGCGCUCGGUUUUGUGACGGGUCUUGUUGGGGAUUCUGAUGGGGUGAAGAAGGCUCUGGUCAAUUUUCCGAGGUAUUUGGUGAAGAAGGCACCGGAUAAGGCUGAGCCCAGAGCCUUGGCUGUGGAUUCCAUCACAGAGGUUGUUCGGGUUAUGGCAUUGGAGGAUCAAGCUGAGUUUGUCAAGUUUGUGGUGAAGAUGGGUCAAGGGAAACAGAACCUUAGGCUUUUAGCAGUUGAUCUUAUUUUGAAUUUGGUGGCUACUUUGAAGGACCCAUUGGGGGUGAAUUCAGAGGGAGAAGGGAAAGCGGUGUGGGGGAUUUGGUGUUUGGAGGCGUUGGUAAAGCGUUGUUCGGAUUUGAGUGCUGUAGUUCGAGCACGCGCUUUGUCGAGCCUGGCGCAGCUGGUGGGGUUGCUCUCACGUGAUGCUAAUGCUAGUGUGGUUUUGAAGGAGUUUUUGGGGUUUGGUAAGGCUGGUGAUGACAAUGUUGAAGGUGGUGGAAUCAAUGGUAUGCUGAGGAGAAGGUGUGUGGAUGAGAAAGCAGCUGUGAGGAAGGCUGCAAUUCUUCUGGCUACUAACUUAACUUCUCUUCUCCGGGGUGCGAUUGAUGAGGUGGUGCUCAAGGCAAUGGGCAUGGCUUGUUCGGAUCCACUUGUUAGCAUGCGGAAAGCAGCGGUUGCGGCUCUUUCAGAGGCUUUCAGAACAUUUUCUGCCGAAACAGUAAUAACUGAGUGGCUACAUUCGGUUCCUCGUCUAAUAACUGACAACGAAUCUAGCAUCCAAGAAGAAUGUGAGAACAUGUUUCAAGAACUUGUUUUGGAUCGGAUAUCUAGAGCUGCAUCUACUACCUCUUCAUAUAGUGAGUCUAUAUCUAAUGGUUUGGACAAAGAGAUGGAGAUGCUUUUUCCCCAAGGAAUUAUGUUUCUUCUAAGAGAGAUUUGCAAUGGGGAGGUGAGCCCUUGGGUGAAGAAAAUUUGCACAAACUUGGGCAAAAAGAAACGGAUGAAUAAGAGAAUUGUUACUGCACUUCAGAAUAUAAUUAAGGAGUCUGAGACAAGGUGGCUGAGCCAUUCCAUGCCAAUAGAAAAGUGGACUGCCCCACCAGGUGCCUGGUUUCUUUUAUCAGAGGUGUCAGCAUUUCUUCCAAGUUUAGUGGAGUGGAAAUUUCUUCUUCAUCAUUGGAAGCUUCUUGACAAACAUGAAGUGGAAGGGGAGUUUAAAAGCCCUUUUUUACAAAAAAGUGCAUUUGAAGAGGAAGAUAGCACAGAAUGCAAUUCUGUUGCCUGGGCUAGUGACCGGGUUUUCCUCUUACAAACAAUGUCUAAUGUUUCUGUGGAGCUGCCUCCUGAGGCUGCAGCAGAUUUGGGUGUUAGCUUGCUCAAUCGGGUUGAAGAAUUCAAUAUGCAUUCAACGGAGGUUGAUGCUCAUGUAAAAACACUCAAGACAUUGUGCAAGCGGAAAGCUAGAAAUCUCGAAGAGGCUGAAGGUUUAGUUUUGAAAUGUGUAAACCAAGUUCUCUCCACAGCCUUUAAAAUAAUAGACAAGUUCGUUUCAGAGAAUCCAGGGCAGAAUACUGAAAGUGACCUCUUCACGCCACCUAGAAGUGGGACCAGUAAAGGCAGGAAAUCAGUAAGAAUGUGCAAGUCAUUGUCAAAAGCAACAACAGCGAUUUAUACAAUUGGGUCUUUAGUUAUUGUCUGCCCAUCUGCUGAUAUGAGCAAUAUAGUUCCAUUGUUGCAUACUAUCAUAACAUCUGGGAAUUCUGGCCCCAAAUUGGAUAAACUACCUGGCCCUGCAACCUCUCUACAACAAGAAGCUCCUUCUGUUUAUAUUCAAGGGUGGCUUGCCAUGGGCAAACUUUGCCUUGCUGAUGGAAAGCUUGCAAAGAAUUAUAUUCCUCUCUUUGUACAGGAGCUUGAAAACACUGAAUCUGCAGCUCUUCGCAAUAACAUUGUGGUCAUGAUGGCAGAUUUUUGUGUUCGGUACACUGCUCUUGUUGAUAGUUAUAUGACAAAGAUCACAAGGUGUCUCUUAGAUCCUUGUGAACUUGUGCGGAGGCAAACAUUCUUAUUGCUCUCGAGGUUGUUGCAGAGAGACUACGUGAAAUGGAGAGGAGUGCUGUUUCUUCGGUUCCUUUUGUCACUCGUUGAUGAAUCAGAAAAGAUUAGACGGUUAGCAGACUUUCUCUUUGGAAAUAUUUUGAAAGUCAAGGCUCCUCUUUUAGCAUAUAAUAGUUUUGUUGAGGCUGUUUAUGUUUUGAAUGACUGCCAUGCCCAUAAUGGACAUCGUGAGUCUCAGGGAUCAAGAAGGGAAAGCCAAGUUUUCUCCAUUAGGGGUACUGAUGAAAGGUCAAGGUCUAAAAGAAUGCAUAUAUAUGUUUCUUUACUAAAACAAAUGGCUCCUGAGCAUCUUCUAGCAACCUUUGCCAAGCUAUGUGCAGAAAUUCUUGCUGCUGCUUCUGAUGGUAUGCUCAAUAUAGAAGAUGCAACUGGUCAGUCUGUUCUACAGGAUACUUUUCAAAUUCUUGGCUGUAAAGAGAUACGCCUCCCAUCCUCUCGUGCCGCAUCAUCUGAGACAGCAGAUGUCGAAGAAGAAGGCGGAGAAAAUGCUGCAAGAGGAAAGGCUAUUACUCAGGCGGUCAAGAAGGGCCUUAUCCAGAACACUAUCCCCAUCUUCAUAGAGUUGAAACGUCUAUUGGAAACCAAGAACAGCCCCCUCAUUGGCUCUCUGAUGGAGUGCCUCCGCGUCCUUCUCAAGGACUACAAGACUGAGAUUGAUGAAAUAUUAAUUGCUGAUAAGCAGCUGCAGAAAGAGCUUAUCUAUGACAUGCAAAAAUAUGAAGCAACAAAAGCUAAAGCCACAGUUGCUGAGGCUGCUGCUGCCACCAAACCAAAAUCAGGUGCAAAUCAAACACCCGAGGCUUCUAAGAAUCUAACCCAGACACAGGGACAAACAGUUAGAUUUAAGGAGACUAACGAGUUUCCAAGUGGUUCGAGAGUUGCUUCAGCAAUGGCAGAUGCGGCAGCUGCCGCAUUAGCUCGUUCUGUGCUAAAGGAAAUCAACAAUGGGAAAGGGACUCCCCCACUCAGUGCUUUCAGGUCUCCGAAAGUGAAGUCUGUUACUGGUGCUGGUGCAUGUGAAUCUAGAGAUGGAAAGCGCAUGGAUGUCAUCCAAUCGUUGAAGAAAAAACACUCAUUUGAUGAUGUUGAUGAAGAAAACUAACCACAAAAUGUAUCUUAAAUUUAUAUACUCCCUUGCUCUAGGUGCCAUUGGAGCCUCAAAGAGACAAUUGUGCACUCACAUACUUUGCUUUUUGCUUGUUGUUGUAAGAUGAUGUAAAUGUAUUUGAUAAAAUCUCAAUGGAUUUAAUAGUAGUUGAUAUGAUACUAUAUUUUAAUGAAAUACUCAAAUUUUAUUUAA